This is a messenger RNA of Camponotus floridanus (Florida carpenter ant), 955 nucleotides long. RefSeq names its product exosome complex component MTR3. The transcript is spliced from 4 exons. Gene Ontology annotation, biological process: poly(A)-dependent snoRNA 3'-end processing; U4 snRNA 3'-end processing; rRNA catabolic process. The record is from RefSeq and is a predicted model, not a curated record. Gene Ontology annotation, cellular component: cytoplasmic exosome (RNase complex); nuclear exosome (RNase complex); nucleolus. NCBI's taxonomy places the organism in Eukaryota, Metazoa, Arthropoda, Insecta, Hymenoptera, Formicidae. Bases 88 to 936 code for a protein of 282 amino acids.
CUGAAACACCCUAUAUAUUAUCUUACAUAAAGUCAUUCUAUUUUUACACGCAUAUUCUACUAGUCUAUCGUUGUGUAUACCUAUAUAAUGCCGGUUGAUCAGAAACGUAUUAACGGACCAGAAUCAUCUGUUCCGUAUAAUAUUUAUAUUCAUUCCGAAAUAAAGAAUAAAGGAAUACAGCCUGAUGCUCCGAAAAGACACGAUGGCCGAUCAAACAAUGAGCUUAGAAAUAUAUUUUUGAAAACAGGUAUAAUUAGUCAGGCUAAAGGUUCUGCAUACAUUGAAAUGGGCAAUACCAAAAUCAUUUGCUCAGUAUUCGAUCCUAGAGAAGUGCCCAAUAAAACUGGAUACUGUGUACAAGGGGAACUAUUUUGUGAAUUCAAAUUUGCACCCUUCUCUCACCACAAACGGAAAAUGCAUCAGCAAGAUGCCGAGGAGAAAGAAUACAGUUUAAUAUUGCAAAGAGCUCUGGAACCAGCAGUGUGUUUGCAAGAAUUUCCCAACUUUCAAGUUGACGUAUAUGCAACAGUUCUCGACAAUGGUGGCUCUGCAUUGGCCGCAGCGAUAAUGGCAGCUAGUUUAGCUUUAGCAAAUGCUGGGGUGCCAAUGUUUGGUUUGGUUACUGCAUCCACUGUUGGUAUAUACGAUCACACGUAUUUAGUGGAUCCAACAGACACAGAAGAAACAUUUUGUUGUACAAAAUCUGUACCAGGCACAGUUCACAAUCAUGGAAUUAUAAUACAAGCUGCUCUUCCGCAGCACGGCCAAAUUUCUGAAAUGUUUGUAGUGGGGAGCGUCGAUACAGAUACCAUUGUACAUUCCAUGGAUCUUAUAAGCGAAGCUCAUAAAGAUAUAUGUCCCUUGCUGGAACAAUGUCUUGUAAAGACUGUGUUCAAAACAUUUCGUCCAAAUAUUAAAAAAACAGAUACAAAAUAAAGAAGCUAUGAUAUUUAAA